Molecule: messenger RNA, 2544 nt
Organism: Trypanosoma brucei brucei TREU927
Lineage: Eukaryota; Euglenozoa; Kinetoplastea; Trypanosomatida; Trypanosomatidae
Product: pumilio RNA-binding protein
Exons: 1
Coding region: 1-2544 (847 amino acids)
Biological process (GO): post-transcriptional regulation of gene expression
Cellular component (GO): cytoplasm
Molecular function (GO): mRNA binding
Source: RefSeq, a predicted model, not a curated record
AUGUCUGGUUGGGACGAACCCGUCUCAUCAAACACGCCACCAGGCAGCGGUGAAGCAGAUUGGCUUGCUGGAGCCGACGAUAUAUUCAGUGGCAGCGGGGCUUUACUUGCCGACCCGCGUGACGUGCGGCGGGCUGAAACGGCGCCUAUGGUUCUCACCAUGUUUUCAUCCGAUGGGACGCUUUGUAUUGGUAGCCUUGAGGCGGACGUUCCCCCGGAGGAGGAGUACCGAUAUGCAGAGGAAUAUCACCGGGAAUAUUACUCCAAAUACCCCCGUGACCCGCGCAUGCUUGUUCCGCUACGCUCCAAUAACUUCGGAAGACGUGGCAGUGGUGCAGGAAGACGUGGCACCUCCGCCACCAACACACAACCGCAAGACGGUGUCGGAGUUGUCGGUGACAGCGGCACAACUAAAGUGACGGGCUCCACAGCAGUAGGAACUUCAGUAGGAGAGCGCACGCCAAGGCAUGACCUCUGCGGCGAAGUGGCGAGGCUGAACAGCGGGAGCGCCUCACCGCCGCGGAGGGGGUCGCGGGACGCCGCUCCCACAGGAGGGGAGACGGAAGGUUUCAAGCGGCUUCAUUCGGCCAUGGGCUCCCUCGAGCCACCCUCCGCAGCACCCGGUAGUAGCGGUUCUUUUAGUGUAAACGUUGGUGCUGUUGACCUCGCGAAUAUGAAAGCCAACGGCGAAGGAAUGCAAAACGGCUCGUUGACGCAACAGGACACAUCCAGUGGGCAGCAGCCUCAGCAAGUUGAUACACUCUCACGACGGGCACCAGGCAGCAGCAGGAACCGUUCUACGUCAAACUAUGGACAAAAGAACGGUGCAUUUAAGCAGCCUAGUAACGGUGAAGUUGGUGGUGACAGGUUCACAAACGAAGAACCGACAACAGCACGCGAUAAUCUUGAAUCGAAUCAUGCCCUUGCUGUCUCUGACGAAUUCAGGUUGCAGGUUGUUUCCCUUUGCAAGGAUCAGGACGGAAGCCGCUGUGUACAACGUCUCCUAAAUAAUCCGGAGAACAUCGAACCGAUCUUCAACGAGGUGUUUCCACGUACACAUGAAUUGAUCAUUGACGUAUUUGGAAAUUAUGUUUUACAGAAGUUGUUGGACAUGCUACCUACUGAGAGUGACAUGUGCAAACGACUCAUAAAGCAAGUUAGCGGAAGGUUAAAGGAGUACUCGUUUCAGAUGUACGGCUGCCGCGUAAUCCAGAAGAUGUUGGAAAAGGCCUCACCGGAGAAGCGGGAGGAGGUGCUCUUCGAGCUAAAGGAUUGCCUUGUAGAAUGUAUAUUUGACCAAAACGCUAACCACGUAGCCCAGAAACUCAUUGAAGUCAUCCCAGAGAAGACGCAGCUGUUGGUGGACUCCUUCAUGCCGCACUUAAAGGCGCUUUCGCGUCACCCGUACGGUUGCCGUGUGUUGCAGUGCGUUUUCGAGAGGUGUUCUACAGCACAUGGAGUGAACAUUCGCCCCAUGUUAGAAGCCGUGCUCGAGAAUGUACAUGAGUACGUGAUGGACCAGUAUGGAAAUUAUGUUGUGCAGUAUGCUCUUUUGAAUGCGCCUGAGGAAUUACGACAACGCUUCGUGACUCAGUUAAUACCGCACGUAUAUGCCCUUUCGUGUAGCAAAUUUGCGUCUAAUGUUGCCGAAAAAACUAUUAUCAAGGCAAAUGCAGAAGAACUGCAGCAAGUUGUAGAGACGCUCACCCAUCCUUUAGGUGCUUCAGAAGAUGGCAACUACCUCGUGCUUAUGAUGCAGGAUCAGUACGCAAACUAUGUCGUCCAACGUUUACUCCAGCAAGUGACAAAGGCACAGCAGCAGCACAUUGCGGAGCAGAUAAGGCCGCACCUCCACACCAUACGUUGCUCUGUAUAUGGACAGCACCUUGUACAGAAAAUGGAGUGCAUGGGCAUGCCACUGUGGGGAGAGGCGGGUGCUGUGUAUGGUGGAAGUUUCCCCUGUGACUUUAAUGGUUCACAUUCUCCGAGUAGUAUGGGUCGCGGAGGAAGUCGGAAACCAAGACAAAGUUCGACGGGCCACAGCAGCAUGAGUAACACGCAGGGGAUACACAGUAACUCCAUGAGUUUGGUAGAACACUCGAUGAUCCCUGGCAAUACAUAUCCGCAACCUUCUCCAGGUGCUGUUGCGCUUGGUGGUCAACCUAUGCUCCCACUUGCAACAACUGGUGGUGCACACUGCGGUUACGGUUAUAUCGGUUCCCCAACCGACACGAUGAUUAUGACGCGUGCGCCGCCGCCGCCGCCGCAGCAACCACAACAACUUCCCAUGGGCACACCCGGCCUGGCAAUCAGUAGUCAGGCAUGUUUCCCAGGCAUGAUGUCUCCACCUCAACGCUCAAUGUCGGAUGGGCGGGACAUGUACUCGGCAGGGCUCGUGUACACGCGGGGUCGUGGGGAAAUUAUGAGUCCCACACCUUCUGAUGGUUUUGCACAUCCGUUUCAGGCGUAUCCCGCAACUUUAGCCCCAAGGGUUUUCUACCGAGGUGGGGCUCAGAGUUUUUACUCCUGCAUGCCAACGCUGUAG